Serinus canaria (Common canary) is the source of this 1511-nucleotide messenger RNA. Its product is annotated as BPI fold-containing family C protein. Gene Ontology annotation, molecular function: lipid binding. Lineage: Eukaryota; Metazoa; Chordata; Aves; Passeriformes; Fringillidae. The record is from RefSeq and is a predicted model, not a curated record.
AUGGCAGUGAGUAGGCUGACUUUUCUCCUCUACCCCACGGAGCUCACUUUUUGUAAGUCUGUGGAGACCAAGGAGGUUGGGCUGGAAAUCCUGAAGCAGAGUAUAGAGAAAGAGCAUUUCCCUGAUUUGACUGGCCAUGAGAAAUUUUGGCUUGGUAAUGUCAAAUACAACAUCUCAAGGAUACAUGUUACUGCUGUUGAAUUACCCAGUGCUUCCAUCUCCCUCCUACCAGGGUCUGGGAUAAAACUGGUGAUUGGAAAUGCUUCUCUAACCAUUGAUAUGAACUGGAACAUAAGGACCUGGAUGUUCAAAGACAGUGGAAGAGGCACAGUGCACAUUUCAAAAGUGUUUGUCACUGCAAUCUUUUCAAUACCCCUGGAUAAUGCAUGCCCUACGUCAAUAGCCCUCACCAGCUGCCGGACAACCGGUGAUGUAGAUAUCAAGCUGAAUGGGAAAACUGGCUUCCUGCCUAACUUCUUUAUCAAGUAUCUGAAGAAGCCCAUUCACAGGAGCUUGGUCACUAAUUCGUGUCCCAAUAUCAGAGCUGGGGUCCAGUUGAUAGAUGGAGACCUCCGAUCACCGAAUGCUGUAAUGCAGAUUGAUGAUUUGGCUGAAGUGGACUACUCCUUAAGUGGCUUGCCAGCAGUAUUCCAACCAUUCAUUGACCUGGACUCAAAGACCUGCAGCUAUUUUAAUAUAAACACAGAGAUAUUUAGCAGUAUCAUCCCUGAGGUAGCUAAAUAUUCAGUUACACCCUACCCAGUGAUGUUGAAGCUAAUGCCUACUGAAAUCCCUAUCAUCAGCUUACAGCAGAAUUCCUUCAUGGUAGAGAUUCAGGGCUCUGUGGAGGUGUUGGCCAUUCUGCCAGACUCAACCACCCAGUCUCUGUUCACACUGAACAUAGCAGCCAACACCAGUAUUUCGCUGAAUAUUUUUAAUCAGAAAUUCAUGGGCUCGCUAUGUUUGAACAGGAUUCAGUUCUCCCUAGCCCACUCCAAUGUUGGCUCUUUUGAGGUCUUGCUUCUGGAGAACAUCCUAUCUUACAUUUUACAGACUGAAGUAAUUCCAUCAGCUAAUGCUAAACUGUCAAAGGGAUUCCCUCUUCCCAAUCUGGCCAAUGUUACCUUGACAAGACCUCACAUUACAAUUGUACAGGGAUAUGUGUUGAUUUCAACUGAUGUCCACGACAAACACUAAAGGAGAAGAGAGACCACCUGUUAAGCAUGAACUUCAAAUCAAGUCAAUAAUGUGACUCUGAAGACUAGACACUGUCCAAUUCUGCUGAAAUGUUUAGCUUGAGCUCUGACAGCCUCCAUUCUGGCUGGGGGCAAGAGGGGGUGCUGGGAAUCAUAAAAAGCUGAUUGAAUGGUUAGCUGGUGUAAUGCUGGUAACAAGCAGACCCAAGGGAAUAUAUGUAACGCAUGCUUGACAUUUAUUUAUUCUAUAGUUUAACUGAUGCAAAAAUGUUUUUAAGAUUAAUGACUCUUUUGAAAUACACUUUUGUCCAUACA